Pungitius pungitius (ninespine stickleback) is the source of this 5661-nucleotide messenger RNA. RefSeq names its product oxysterol binding protein 2b (gene osbp2b). The transcript has 15 exons. Bases 110 to 2404 code for a protein of 764 amino acids. Lineage: Eukaryota; Metazoa; Chordata; Actinopteri; Perciformes; Gasterosteidae. Gene Ontology annotation, cellular component: intracellular membrane-bounded organelle; plasma membrane; perinuclear endoplasmic reticulum. The record is from RefSeq and is a predicted model, not a curated record. Gene Ontology annotation, molecular function: cholesterol binding.
CCUCGCGUUGACCCAGCGCACUCGUCAGCGCCGACGUCCUCGCCCCGGGUGGGCUAGUGUCCCCACUGUCCCCACUGUCCCCGCGUCACGCUGCAUCCUUUGGCGGAGGAUGAGCGAGCAAGGGAAGGGUUCAGCAUCUGCCUCCUCGGCGGCCCCGGCUCCGGGGUCGGAUACUUACAAAGGCUGGCUUUUUAAAUGGACCAACUACUUGAAAGGAUACCAGCGGCGAUGGUUUGUCCUCAGCAAUGGCCUGCUUUCAUACUACAGGACGCAGGCAGAGAUGGCGCAUACAUGCCGUGGAACAAUCAAUUUAGCCACGGCACACAUCGACACGGAGGACGCCUGCAAUAUUGUCCUGAGCAGCGGGGGCCGCACCUACCACCUGAAGGCCAGCACAGAAGUGGAGCGGCAGCGAUGGGUCACGGCACUGGAGUUGGCCAAAGCCAAAGCAAUCCGCAUGAUGAACGAUCAGUCUGAUGACUCGGGGGACGAGGAGCCCACAUCCCAGGCGAGCCGCAGCGAGCUUCAGGGAACUCUGAAGAUACUCGUCAGCAAGCUCGAUGACCUCAGCACGUGCAACGACCUCAUCGCGAAGCACGGGGCGGCGUUGCAGCGUUCGCUGAGCGAACUCGAGGGUCUGAAAGUCCCCGUGGAGGGCGGGGAGAAGAUCAAGGCGGUCAACGAGCGAGCCACCCUCUUCCGCAUCACUUCCAAUGCUAUGAUCAAUGCGUGUCGAGACUUUUUGGAACUAGCAGAGACUCACAGCAGGAGAUGGCAGCGGGCUCUGCAGUAUGAGCGAGAGCAGCGUGCCCACUUAGAGGAGACCAUUGAGCAGCUGGCCAAGCAGCACAACAGCCUGGAGCGAGCGUGGAGAGAAGCACCCACGCUCGCCUCCGCCACACCCAGCGCCCCUACCACCAGCAAAGGGAGGAGUGGGAGGCUGCACAAAGAAGAGGCGAGUGAUGAAGAUGAGGAUACUGAGUACUUUGAUGCAAUGGAGGACUCCCCUGCAUUUAUCACAGUGACUGCCACUGACAACACAGAGCACAGGCGUUCUCAAAGUAAUUUGAGUGGAGCAAGUGGAGGUCAGCCCACUGACUGGAACCAGGACGGUCAUAUGUCUCCAAGCUGUAAUGACGUGUCAGGGAGGAAGCUGCAGCCUCGCAGACAGAGGCGCACGCAGGUCCCUGACAAGCCCAACUACUCCCUCAAUCUGUGGAGCAUCAUGAAGAACUGUAUCGGCAAGGAGCUCUCCAAAAUUCCAAUGCCUGUGAACUUCAACGAGCCCCUGUCGAUGCUGCAGCGCCUCACAGAGGACCUGGAGUAUCACGAACUCCUGGACAAGGCGGCGCGCUGCGAAUCCUCCCUGGAGCAGAUGUGCCUAGUCGCUGCCUUCUCCAUCUCGUCCUACUCCACCACGGUCCACCGGACAGCCAAGCCCUUCAACCCCCUACUGGGUGAGACCUACGAGCUCGAUCGAAGGGAGGAGUUCGGCUACCGCUCGCUGUGUGAGCAGGUGAGCCAUCACCCCCCUGCAGCUGCACAUCAUGUGAUUUCCCAGCGAGGCUGGACCCUGUGGCAGGAAAUCACCAUCGCCAGCAAGUUCAGGGGCAAAUACCUCUCCAUAAUGCCUCUGGGUGCCAUUCACCUGCAGUUCCACUCUAGUGGGAACCAAUACGUGUGGCGAAAGGUCACCUCCACUGUGCACAACAUCAUUGUGGGAAAGCUGUGGAUUGACCAGUCGGGGGACAUCGAGAUUGUGAACCACAGGACCAAGGAGACCUGUCAACUCAAGUUUUCUCCCUACAGUUAUUUUUCUAGGGACGUUCCACGGAAGGUGACAGGUGUGGUGGCAGACAGUGGGGGGCAGGCUCACUAUGUACUCUCUGGUACUUGGGAUGAUAAAAUCGAGAGUGCCAAGGUCGUUCACAGCAGCCGAGGGGGCAGCGGAUCAGAGGGCAAGCAGAAGACGGUUUAUCAGACUUUGUCUCCCAAGCUGCUUUGGAAGAAAUACCCUCUCCCGGAGAACGCGGAGAACAUGUACUACUUCUCAACACUGGCACUGACCUUAAACGAGCAGGAGGACGGAGUGGGACUGACCGACAGCCGCCUGAGACCAGACCAGAAGCUGAUGGAGGAAGGGAGAUGGGACGAGGCAAACUCAGAGAAACAGAGGCUGGAGGAGAAACAACGAGCCGUGAGAAGGAGGAGGGAAGCAGAGGCCUCAGAUGCUGUAGAUGAAGAGUGUGAUUAUGACUCUGGGAAAGAAUACGAAGGCUACCAGCCAUUGUGGUUUCACCAGAGGAGGGACUCGGUCACGGGAGAUACAAACUUUGUGUACAGGGGAGGUUACUGGGAGGCAAAGGAGAGACAGGACUGGAGCAUGUGUCCUAACAUCUUCUAACCCAAGAACUCCCCCCAAAUCACAACUAACCUCAUUGGACUGGGAAUCGCUUUGCCUCUGGUCCUUCAGUAACGGUGCGUAGCGCCACGUGGACCAGUGGUGAGCAUGUGUUUGUUUUCGCACACUCUCGGAUUACCUCCAAAUGUACACUCUGUUUUUACUAUAGGGGAAAAAGAAACAGCAGUGCAAUAAUGUGUAGGUGUGACAUUUUGUUGGAGUUGUGGUACUACACAACAAAAGGAACCUGCACAUUCCUGAGAUCAGGCACUUCAUGAAUCUUACUCUCUCUUACUCACUUUUCUGUGUUCACCCGAUUUAAGUUUUUAAGAGUUUAAGAGUUUUUACCGGUUGGACAGAAACCCAAGUCAGAGCAUCUCUUGAUUUUAAACUGAGAACUAACAGGGACAAAAGCAUUAACUCACACGUAUACAGAAUACUGUUGAACACACAGCAUUUCAGGGGGUACUUUGAAAAGGGUCCUCAUACUUUGUUUAAAUCAGUACAUUUGAGUUCAUGCCAGAUUUUCUUUACGUGAAUCAUAUCACGCUCUAUAUUUUCCAACUAAAGCCAAAAAAUGUUGUCUAAGAAUGUUUGGCUUUCAGAUUUUCUUAUCAGUACGCCAGAAAAGAUGUGUUUUCUCAAAAAAAACAUUGAUAUAGAUGAGUACAGACAAAAUAGGUAACAUAAGCAGGACUUUUUAAAUCUUUAAACCUUACUACAUGUUAUUUUGUGCUGCUUAUUAUUUUGUGGAAUGUCACAAAAAAAAUGGGACACAAUACUGGAAAGAAAUCAAUAAAACUGUCCAGUAUAAAAUCUAUCACGAAAAUGAGCAUGACAAAAAAAAUUUCAUAAUAACGAGCUGUGUUUAAAUUACUGUAUUAAAUUACUUCACAGUUUAAUUGUUAUAUUAAAUAUUUUAUCUGUAUGAAUCAAUAUGAUUGUUAACUGCAUACUGUCUUUUUAUAAUAUUUUGGGGCAAACUGUAUCUUAUACAGCUGAGGUUGUUCUAUUCAGUAUGAAUGUUGGAGUUUCCCUCCACAAAUUACAGUCUGUGAAGUAGUCAAUUAGACUACUCAAUUAGAGUGCAUAUGGAGAUAAUAUGGCUGAUUCUUCAUUUAAUAUGUUGGAUACGCAGUGCAUCUCAGUCAUCUAAAUAUGAUUCAGACGUCUUCCAUUUGUGAUUCUGAUCAUUGAUAUUCAGAAAUAGGCCUAGUGAGUCCAUUAGUUUAAACAUAUAAUAUAUCCACGUCACUCCAAUCUCCAUCAAAUAACUGAACUAGACAUUUUCACUGUGGUAGAUCCUACAUUAAGUACAUAUCUCUGUGUUGAUGUUGAGAACAUUUCACUCUGUACUUUACCUUGUCCUCUGGUGCUAUCCAAAAACAACACUUAACCGUAACCUUGGUAACCGUUUAUAGACACAUCUUCUCGGUGAUCAUUCUCCGUCUGCACCAAAGACAUUCAGUGAUUGGUUUCCACAGCGUGCUCCACAAAAUCCACCCCUCACUAGUUUGAAGCUCAGAAGUUUCCAGGAGGACUGCUGCACGUGAGGUGGGAGCGGCACAUCUGAGGGGGCCAGAGGGGCUUCGCCCGACAUGAGGUCAAAGGUUACAGAAGCACACAGGGCUGGUUCCUGUAGCACACCUCUGAAAUGUGAUCCUACCACAGUUGACCCCCUCCCCAGCUGGUGCUCCAGGGUCAUCACAGCUCACGCGUAGUCCUUUCAUUCAGAGUUUGUGCACAUGCUGAUCUGGGAUCAGCUCACAAAGGCACCCCUCAGUCUAUUGCCCUCAAUCGACUGAACGAGGGAGGGAGUCCCCUGACCUGUGCACUACAAGUCUACGGAGACCAGAGUUUUAAAAAACAGUUUGUAUUUUUUUGAAAUUAUUAUUAGGAAUGUAGACUUUAAGGCUGAAGGUGUUGUAUCUACCAUCUAGUCUAUUUGUGUGAAUAUUUUGUGAUAAAUGUAAGAGAUUGUAAGAUUAAGAAUAAUUACACUGAUCUGAGUCUUAAGUUAUGCAGACAGUGUGUCCAAAUAUGAAAACAAAUGACUGAGCCGGAAGGAUUUCCAGUAAUUUCAUCUUUUAAUCCAGAUUGAUUCUGAGAGGAUGGAUGUUAACUCUUGUGCAACCUCAAUUUGGCUGCAUAUUUCUUUUUUAUAUUUAAAAAAAACUGUUAAAACAAUUAAACUUUUUUAUAGUGUCCUUGAUAUGAGAACAUUGGUAACCAUGGUUCUGUAACGCUUUCAGAGAUCAACACAUAUCUGGUAGUACACAUAUAAAAUAAUUUGUUUUUUCAUGAGUACAGUUUACUCUCUGAAUAAAUCUUACGGCCGGAAUUACAGACUUGAAACCCUUAAUUCACUUUUUAAUAGAAGUUACAUAAUACUAUUCUUUUCAAAGUCAUAGGUGGUACAUUUUGGCAGGAAAAAUCUAAAAUCUAAAAUAUGUAACUGUUUGUUAUUGUUAUGUACUUCAUCAUUCAGUUACUUACUACCUUUACUACCUACUUACUACCCCACAUCUCACAUAACGCAGCGAGAUGAGGGGGCUUUGGCUCUCAGCUGUGGCUGCUUAAACAAAACAAAGCUUAAAGAAGAAACAACACAACAACCAAAGUGUAUGUGGAGAGUGUACUGUAGACUAGAAAUAUCCUCAUUAUUUACCCUCCACAUCUGGGGGAGUUAUAAUGUAAACCCCCUCUCAUUGUUUCUCUAAUUUCAUCACUCUGAAUUCACUUUUGUGUGAUUUUUUUUCUUACUUUCUUAUUUGCUGAUUUCUACCUUCUCAUGGGUGCCAUUAUUCUUAUGUUGAUGUUUUUCUAAAUAGUUUGUAUGCAUAGUGAGUGUGCUUUGUGUGCACACAAGGCACACAUUUCCUUCUCAGUCGAUGCUGCUCAGUUAUGAAGCAGAAGCAAUCUAUUAAAAUGGGGAGAAUUUCUUGCCUUGUCCUAAUUCAUGGCUUUCUGGUGAGAUAAGAUAAUGUCAAUAAUCUGUAUGAUGAUGAUGAUAAUAGCUAUGAGAUGCAUCACAACCGUGGCCUGGUACUAGAGGUCAAAGGAGAUGGAUCUCCUUGACUGCUACUCUUAAUCCCCAAAUACAUGUAGGUGUUUUCAGGUGAAACUACAAAUUCAAGAUUUCUUUUUUUUUUAUUGUGUAUCUUCUCCCUUAAUUUGUACUCGUAUAACAUUGUCUGUUAAUGACAAAGAUAUAAUAAUGAGAAAAAAAGAAGAUAAUAAAGUUACGAUUGUUGAAGCUG